UGGAACAGAAUGUGCCUUUUUUCUUUUUUACAACAGACACUCCCUUGUUUAGGAAGGAAAUUCUGAAUGAGCAUAAUGAGUUGUACAUCCUGAUUGGUUUUCAGCUUCAAGAUCUCCCCCACCCCCUCCUGAUUCUAUUGCUUGCAAGGAUCUGAUUUGAUAGGUGAAGAACAGUGAGGGCAUUAGGACCAAGAAAAAGACACACACACACACACACACACACACACACACACACUGCUCUGUUAUGUCUGGCAAAGUGUGUACUUAUGUGUGAAACUGAGCCCCAGUAGUUUGCAUCAAGUGAUCUCGAAGCAUCAGAGGAGAGGAAGACAGAACUGUCAACUCUGCUUUCAACAGAAAGUCCUUUUCCUCUGCAUCUCUGACAACAUUUGGAAUUUAUUUCUGCUGUUGCAGCCAACCUGUGGAAGAAAACCAUCAAGACAAUUUGGAGUUGUUGUUUUUUUCCUCCUCUUUCAGAAUUAGAAGGAAAUAGUUCAACUUUUAAAAUACUUUUUAAUGGACUUUUUGGCCGACUCGUCGCAUUUUCCCCACAAACAGAAACAAAACUGGAACUCUGUACAAUGACAAGAGAUCAUUCUUUUGCUCAGCGAAUCCAUCUAAUCUGUGAGGUCUCCUUCCCAAGUAAAUAUAGCCAUUUGAAGAGCUAGGAUUUUAUUUGCAAGUAAAGGAAUGAAGCAUCAGCGGUAAUAUCCAAGGCUGGUCCCCCAAGGGGUUGCAAUGAAAGCAGACAACAGCUUCACGAGGCAUGUGUGACUGGCUUUUAACAUGACAAUCUGUGUGACUUUGCUACUGAAACUAUGUACCCAAGGACAAGGUGCAGGUAUGGGCCACAGAAACUGCAGUUCCUCUUGCUGGUGCUGGUGCUGGCCUUUUUGCUGAUGAUGGUAACAAUGCUGAACCCAUCCGUCAAAGAUCUGAACAAGGAGAGGAUACCCCAGCCUGCAAGGUCUGUCCCUAAAGAAGGAUACCGUGUGGAUUUCGGAGAAAUUCAAGAGAUCUUAGAUGCUCAGGAGGACAGCCAGCAGCAUUUGCCCCUGGAGGGGCUGUCGCCUUUCAUCUCCCUAAAGGAGGAUGAGCUCUUGGUGGCUGUAGGGUCACUCACAGCCAAGAGAAACCACAGCAGAACCAGGAAAGGAUACCGAAUGGUCGGGCAGCAAAGCAGAAGGCAAGAGGGGAGCAAACAGGUGCGAGGACCCGAGUUCCUGCUGAAGUCUCUUCCUCUGCCGGGUGGAGAACGGACUGAGGCAAGUGAGCUGGCAAUAGGUGGCCUGGAAACUUAUGGGUUUAAUGAAGCGCUCAGCAAACACAUCCCUCUGCACAGGGAGCUACCUGAGGUACGGCAUUCUUUGUAAGUAAAGCUUCCUAAUUAACCUUGACCUUUCCAGUUCUCAAGAAACAAAAAUUCUUUUGCCCCUCUCUGGAAUGCAGAUCUCUUUUAUCUCAGCGUGAGAUAAAAACAGAGCACUCUCUCUCGCUCUGUGUGUGUGUGUGUGUGUCUGUGUCUGUGUGUGUUUGCUUAAUAAUAAUAAUUUAUUAUUUAUACCCCGCCCACUCUGGGAGGCUCCCAACAGAAUAUAAAAAAAUAAGAUAAAACAUCAAACAUUAAAAACAUUCCCUAGAUUAGAAUGGGGGUUGUGGCAGCAAGUGUCACCCAGAAUGAACAAUAUAAAACUUGGAAGGAAACAGCAGGCAUUUUGUCACAUCAUCCAUAACAAGCAAAAACAAAUUUAAGAGCAACUGUGGAAUGUAAUUCAUUGAUACACUGUGAUGUUUCUAUUUUUUAUUCUCUUUUCUGACCCUUACAUAAUACUGGCAAAUCUUAUUGCUUCUGAUAUGUCACCUUGGAUAUACCAAUUCAGACACAAAGGAAUGAGCAACACACUGUUUGGGGAAAGUUAAAAAAUUCACCACAGCUGCUUCUGUUCCACUUUCUUUAGCAAUUGAAGGAAUGGUACUCCUUCAACCAGGUGCAUAACAAGUUUUAAAUCUGAGUGUGCAGUUUCGAUGUUUAAUAAGGUGGGUGGUGGCCUCUACUGGGAAAUGUGGGAAUGGCAGAACAUUUGAAGAAAAACGCUUUUUUUAAUAGCAGGUGCAUAAUUUCAGGGGUAAUUCUUUCUUGCCUGUAGCAACCUGUAACUAUAGAUCUGAGUGGCCAAGGUGUAUGCUCAUGAUAUCCACCUCAUAUAGAAGAUGAAAUGAGUUUAUUCUAGUACUAAAUGACACUUGUACAGGAAGUACACUGAGAUACUGUUUAAACAGCUUAUAAUCCGGUUUUACAAUGUAUUUAAUUCCCCCGCAGGAAUCCUUGGCUUAUAAGCAAUACGGCUACUUAGUAAACGUAUUAUGCAAAACAGUAGAAGGAUUGUAUGCACCAUAUAUAAUCCUUAUUAAGUUCUGUAAUGCCACAAUUAAGGAUUUCAUGGUGGAACUGGCACAAUAUGUGAAAGUCAGGAAAACAAAACAGAUAAACUGAUACCUUUUAAGAACCAUUUCAUGCAAACUUUUAAGUUGCAAGAACACUGUCAGAGAAAACUCAAAUGGGAAGAAACCAAGAAGCCCAGAUUCCCCAAACCACUGAUACCUGUAACGGUCAUACAAUAUUUUUGAAAAGGUUUCUCUUCUAAGUUAUCUCAAAAUGUGAUACCUUUGACUGCUGUAUCAACUAUAUUCUACAGUACCAAAUUACCGAAGGCUUUUCACCAAAGCCAGACUAAACGUCUUUCCUUCUGCAGUGUUGAGAGGAGUUCCCUACCAGGACAGACUUUGCUCGUGUGCUCAAGACAUUGAUUCCAUAAAACAUAUUUUGUUGCACUGUGCAAAAUAUGAGCAAGCUAGGGCUGAACUGAUAUUACCCUUGCUGGUACCUUUCCUGGGAAAAUCAGAGGCUCACUAUGUCAGGUUCCUAUUGGAAGACCGGACAAAUGCUAGAACAUUAGCAGUGGCCAAGUUUUUAUUGGUGGUUGCAAGAACCAAUGAUCCCUAUAUUCUGAACGAAAUGCUUGUUUAACCUGGAGGUAGGCUGUAUGAAUUGUGUAUUGCUUUGUAACGAUUUGUUGGGUCUCUGGACCGUAAUAAAGGUUGAUGAUGAUAUUCUAUAGUGUUUUCAGUAACUGAAAGAAGGAUGGCAAAAUGCAAGACCAUCCCUAACAUUAGGUAAGAAGCAGCAGAUUGUGGGUUUUAUCAGCUCUACUGCUGCAUCAGAGUAUACAUGCACAUGGCCAUGUACCUUCCAUGAGUUCUCACAGGUUGUCCUGAGUCAUACUAGCCAAUUUUCACAUCACAGGGCUAAAGCAGAGCCACAAGAGGAUCUCCACCCAUGAAAUCUUAUUUUAAUAAGGUGAUUCUGUAUUGUCCUAAAUGAAAGAGGAUAAGCUUUGAUUUUUUCAGGAAAUUGAAAACAGUCACUUGUUUUAAUUAAAGCAAUAUAUAACUUGCUGUUCGGCAUCCAUUCACUCACAAGGCAGGUGAAUAAUGGCAGCAUUAUAGCUGUCUUUGCAUUACAUAUGGCAUUGGAUUCUAAAGAUUUAAUUAUGCAGAUGCAGGCAAUUUCUGCUUGGCUAGCACAUUCUGGGGUCAGCACUGAUGCCUGAAACAAAACCCCCCCACACACUUCCGGUUUAGCACAGUUGUUCCAGGGCAUGUAUAGAGUUACAGCUAAACCAAAAGACCACUGAUUUUAGGUCUGUUUGGAGUAAUUUUAUAUUGCUAAGAAUCUGAGCCUGUGCAGAUUCUUUAUGCAACAAUUUGGAUGUAUCAAUAUUUGUUUUUGUGUCUGUCUGAAGAAAGUUCUGUUAGUGAAGCUUUGAAACCAUAUUUUGGUCUGUACAUAUCCAGGAGGAGUCCGUUUUUAUUCAUCCUGUUGCUUCAAGCUGUGCAAUAUUAAUAUACGCAAUAGGGUCCCCAGAUGUUGUUGGACUACAACUCCCAUCAUCCCUAGCUAGCAGGACCAGUGGUCAGGGAUGAUGGGAGUUGUGCUCUACAGGGUUGGUGAAGUAGAAUCUGGAGAUUAGCUAUGGAGGAAAAAUUGAUAGAACACAAUAGACUGGCUAGAGGGGUCAAAACUUGGAAACUUGGUAUAUCUUCAUGGAUUUUAUUAAUAAACAAGAUAUUAACUGACUUCCUCUGAUUUUGCCAAGACCCCUGUUGUCAGACCUAAUUCCUAAGCAUUACUUGGCUUGAUAACAACAUAACCUAUGUCUGCUUUAUUUUACCUUGCAUUGUGCAUACUGUCUCAGUUGUGAGAGUUUAUGAAACUGGAUGUCCUACUGAAAGAUUGAAGUACUGAAAUUUUUAGUUAAUAAAAUAUGUGUAUGUAUAAGGUAAGAUAGCCAGGCACAAGCCUGGUUCCAUGUAAUUUGUAGGGCUGUACUUAACAGUGAAUUUAAAAUAAUAAUAGUAAUUUUCAGUGUUUACAUUUUGUCCUUUACACAGGUGCUUGAAGCAAGAAGCCAGCCUCAGUCGGCCUACAGCAAGUGUCAUUAUCUGCUUCCGUGAUGAAGCCUGGUCUACUCUCUUGAGAACAGUGCACAGUGUCUUGGAUACAGCCCCGAAGGACUUUCUCAAAGAAAUCAUCCUUGUAGAUGACCUGAGUGAGCAAGGUAGAUCCUCUUUUCGCUCCCACAGCCAGACUGUUCCUAACAGAUGUCUGCAGAACACGGUAUUAACAGGGUCAUGUUCAGUGGCGUAGCGUGGGGGGUGCAGGGGGGGCUGGCCGCACCGGGCGCAACAUCUGGGGGGCGCGCGCUUGCACUCACAGCUCUCUGCCCCUACCUGGCUCAUUCAGGGUUAGGGGGCGCAAAUUACUUGCCUUGCCCCGGGUGCUGACAACCCACGCUACGCCACUGAUCAUGUUGGAUAAACAGAGGAAUGGUUUGGUGUGUUCAGUACUUUAAAAUUCACAUUGGCUUCUUUUACUUAUUUCAUUUAAUUGUAGUGUCCAUGGACCCCCACUCCAAGAAGAAUUUGGAUAUUCUGUGCAGAGUAGCACUGCUUGGGUGAUGGGCCUCGUGUGGUUCUUGGUGCCUUGACAAAUGUCCAACCUUCCCACCCUUUGAAGCUUCCAUUUUAUUUCUUCAGUGAAGGCAGUUCAAACUCUCAGUUGCAUAUCAUUUAUUUUGAAUAGUGAUUUGUUGCUAACAGUGAGGUACAGGCAUGUGUGGUGUAGGGAGCCGGUGUGGUGUAGUGGUUAAGAGCAGUGGACUCGUAAUCUGGUGAACCGGGUUCGAUUCCCCGCUGCUCCACAUGCAGCUGCUGGGUGACCUUGGGCAAGUCACACUUCUCUGAAGUCUCUCAGCCUAACUCACCUCACAGAGUGUUUGUUGUGGGGGAGGAAGGGAAAGAAGAAUGUUAGCCGCUUUGAGACUCCUUAGGGUAGUGAUAAAGCGGGAUAUCAAAUCCAAAUCCAUGUAUGAAUUAGUCCAACAACCAAGGAAACAAUAUAGAAAUUGGUAAGACAGACAGGUAGAUAAACAGGCAGACCGGCAGGCCUAGAUAUUAAAUAAAGCUCUUCUUUGCUUUGUUUUCUUCUGACUCUGUAGAUUUCUGGGUCAGAGAGAAAAAAAGAAAAGCUAGCCUCUGGAAACAUUUGCAAGCUUGGUUCUUAGAGAGAGGUCUACAAACUCUGAACUAAAAUUCAAACCAUUGCUAUUUCAAUGGCAGGAUUUCUGAAGUCAUCCCUGAGUGACUACAUCUCUAAGCUGGCAGGUGUGAAAUUGAUUCGGAGCAACAAAAGGCUGGGGGUCGCCCGAGGCCGCAUGCUUGGUGCUGCCCGAGCCACGGGGGACGUUGUGGUCUUCAUGGACUCCCACUGCGAGUGUCACAGAGGUUGGCUGGAGCCUCUCUUGGACAGACUAGCCAGUGACAGGUAAAUGACUGCAUCUCUCCUCCUGUUGUCUUGGUCCAUUGUUAGGGGACAAUGGUUGCAGCCUACAGGGUUGCCGUGGCAGAAUGACUGAUGCUGAUCAUAAAGCUCAGGUUUUCAUAAGCUACUGACAAAUACCCAAACCAACAUUGACAGCGGUUGACCUGUGGGUGGAACUAGGCAUUGUCUUGGUAAACAUGCAUUUCCCAACCACCAUUUACUGAGAUAACAGGAGUGCAGAAGCAUGGGGCAUGAAGCACACACUCCCCAACAUUUCUCCGAUAGAAAUAGGGACAUCCUGUUCCAUAAUAAUAAUAACUUUUUUAUUAUUAUUUAUACCCCGCCCAUCUGACUGGGUUGCCCCAGCCACUCUGAGUGGCUUCCAACCUCUAUGAAAACAUUAUAGUUUUAUAGUGGUACCUCGGGUUACAGACGCUUCAGGUUACAGACGCUUCAGGUUACAGACUCCGCUAACCCAGAAAUAGUGCUUCAGGUUAAGAAUUUUCCUUAAGGAUGAGAACAGAAAUCGUGCUGCGGCGGCACGGCGGCAGUGGGAGGCCCCAUUAGCUAAAGUGGUGCUUCAGGUUAAGAACAGUUUCAGGUUAAGAACGGACCUCCGGAACGAAUUAAGUACUUAACCCGAGGUACCACUGUACAGGGCUGCCUUCAGAUAUCUUCUAAAGGUUGUAUAGUUACUUAUCUGCUUGGCUUAGGGGUUGCAUAACUCCAUACCAUCCCAACAUUUCUCCGAUGAAAAUAGGGACGUCCUAAGGAAAAGUGGGGCAUUCCGGGGUCAAAUCAGAAUGGCUUCUAUAAAUCUGGGACUGUCCCUGGAAAAUAGGGACACUUGGGGGGGCUGAAGGAGAGCCCUGCUAGAUCAAGCCUAAGGCCCAUUGAGUCCAGUGCUCUGUUCUCACAGAGGCAACUGGAUGCCCAUGGGAAGCUCGAGUGUCACAGCACUCUCCCUGCCUGCGUGAUCCUUCAACUGGUAUUAAGAGGCACACUGCAUCAAACAUGGGAGAGGAGGGGAGAUUUGCUUAAACCUACCCAGGCCUGCCAAUUUUCCUCUACAGAUGCCCCUCUGGCUGUUUUUUUCUCAAACUAGGUUUGCUUCCCAUUUCAAAACUCAACUGAGAACCAAUCCCAGUGAUUCUCCUCUGAAGUGCCCCUCGUUAGUCUCCUAAGAGAAACCUGGGCUUGGCAAUCUCCAGUUUCCUUUAUUACACUGCAUUCUGCCCUCUGCCUUAAGUUCUGCUCUCUUCCCUGACUGCCAUUCCCUCUAUUUCCGAUGUUCAGACAUGAGCACCGUUGCUUAUAGAGCCAAAAUGCUCAAAACAGAAGGGCCAUCAGACUAGGGGAGACCCUUAGGUUUGAAUAAGUACAAAAAAUCUUAAGGGGGGAAAAACUAAAACAGGGGGACCAUUGAGGGCCAAGCAUCUGUUCAGUGGUCAUGGAAUGCUGGCUGGCUGUUGAGGAGGUAGCAGAAACACAGCUGGAAGGGGAAAUAGAAUGGAAUAUGAUGGUGGAGGGCAUGGCUGGCUGGAACACUGAACAGGAGAACUCCAGGCUGCAACAUUUUGUUGCAGGCCACAUAUAUGUCAUUAAAAAAAAUUGUUUUCUACAUCUAGUAUUCACUCAUUUCAAAUUACGGUGCCUGGAGAUGUGAGGUGCUUGGCUGCAUUUGGUGUUCAGAGGGCUGAUAAAAUUUUAAAGGACUUGGGAAGCUUCUUGACAAGCAAAACACACACACACACACCCUGCACACGCACAUACAUUAUGCUCAAUAAUAAUUCCAUACUAUACAGGCACACUAUAGAAUGAGAAACCGAAUCAUAUAUUAACAAAAUUAAUUGGCAUAAUAAAUGUUACCAAAAGGGAUUGUAUGCGCAAUGAUAUUAAUGCAGAACAUGAAUCCAGCAGGAGCUCCGACUUUUGUCCAAUUAGCAUUUUGGGGGAAACAAAAUUGCAGACUUGUUGCAUCAUCAUCUUUUAGAUCUCGCAUUUCCAAGGCUUAUGAAACAUUCAUAAGCAAACAGCCUCAGAAUUUCUGAAAGAAUGCAUUAGUUCACACGCGAGACACUGCUAGAGCAGAAAAGAAAAAGCAGCAAAAAAAACCCAGCUUCCUCAUGUUAUACACUUGUUAGACACAAUUUGUUCGUGCUUCUGCUUCUUUACAAUAUCCCGAGAGACAGUUCAGGAGGUAAGCAUGGAGUGCCUACAUUGCUUGACCUGUUAACUUUAAAAUAUUUUUUUCCAUUGUCUGGUCCAGAAAGGCCACACAUCUCCCAGUCGAGUGUCAGGCCUGGGAGACUGGUGAAAUGGGUUCAAGAAGGAUGGAAGGCAACCAGCUGGUGCCUGCUGCAUUUCUGUGCUUGAGGCUCAGCUGAGGAGCCUGCAAACACCAUCACUGAUGUGUUAAGUUUGGGAGGUUGACAAAGAGCCGUAUCAGUUGACUUUUUCAGUCUGCCACCUACUGCCUGCAAGGUUUCCAAGCGCGGCUGCAUCUUUGGAGAGAAUGAAGUGCCCUGUUGUUUUCCUCUGAACAAUGGAAAACUCCUAGCUGAGUGUUAGGACAGGGCAACAGCCUGCGUUUCCAUUCUGAUACAGUGGUACCUUAAUUCGUUCUGGAGGUCCGUUCUUAACCUGAAACUGUUCUUAACCUGAGGUACCACUUUAGCUAAUGAGGCCUCCCGCUGCCGCUGCACCGCCGCCAUGCAAUUUUUGUUCUCAUCCUGAAGCAAAGUUCUUAACCUGAGGUACUAUUUCUGGGUUAGCGGAGUCUGUAACCUGAAGCGUCUGUAACCUGAGGUACCAUUGUGUACCAGAAUGGAAUCCCUGUGACUUUUCACCAGCCUGACUCUUCUCUGCCUCUGGCCUCAAUCAUCUUAUUCUUCUGUUCCAGCUUCUGCUUUUCAUGCCUCUGAUUAAUAAUAAUAAUAAUAAUAAUAAUAAUAAUAAUUUAUUAUUUAUACCCCGCCCAUCUGGCUGGGCUUCCCCGGCCACUCUGGGCGGCUUCCAAAAGAAUAUUAAAAUACUAUAAUACAUCAAACAUUAAAAGCUUCCCGAAACAGGGCUGCCUUCAGAUGUCUUCUAAAAGCCUGGUAGUUGUUGUUCUCUUUGACAUCUGGUGGGAGGGUGUUCCACAGGGAAGGCGCCACUACCGAGAAGGCCCUCUGCCUGGUUCCUUGUAACUUGUCUUCUCGCAGUGAGGGAACCGCCAGAAGGCCCUCGGUGCUGGACCUCAGUGUCCGGGUAGAACGAUGGGGGUGGAGACGCUCCUUCAGAUAUACUGGACCAAGGCCGUUUAGGGCUUUAAAGGUCAGCACCAACACUUUGAAUUGUGCUCGGAAACGUACUGGGAGCCAAUGUAGGUCUUUCAAGACUGGUGUUAUGUGGUCUCUGCGGCCGCUCCCAGUCACCAGUCUAGCUGCCGCGUUCUGGAUUAGUUGUAGUUUCCGGGUCACCUUCAAAGGUAGCCCCACGUAGAGCGCAUUGCAGUAAUCCAAGCGGGAGAUAACCAGAGCAUGCACCACUCUGGCGAGGCAGUCCGCAGGCAGAUAGGGUCUCAGGGUAAACAGCUGCCCUGGACACAGAUUUGACCUGUGCCUCCAUGGACAGCUGUGAGUCCAAAAUGACUCCCAGGCUGCGCACCUGGUCCUUCAGGGGCACAGUUACCCCAUUCAGGACCAGGGAAUCCUCCACACCUGCCCGCCUCCUGUCCCCCAAAAACAGUACUUCUGUCUUGUCAGGAUUCAACCUCAAUCUGUUAGCCGCCAUCCAACCUCCAACCGCCUCCAGGCACUCACACAGGACCUUCACUGCCUUCACUGGUUCUGAUUUGAAAGAGAGGUAGAGCUGGGUAUCAUCCGCAUACUGAUGAACACCCAGCCCAAAUCCCCUGAUGAUCUCUCCCAGCGGCUUCAUGUAGAUGUUGAAAAGCAUGGGGGAGAGGACAGAACCCUGAGGCACCCCACAAGUGAGGGCCCAGGGGUCUGAACACUCAUCCCCCACCACCACUUUCUGAACACGGCCCAGGAGGAAGGAGCGGAACCACUGUAUAACAGUGCCCCCAGCUCCCAGCCCCUCAAGACGGUCCAGAAGGAUGUUAUGGUCGAUGGUAUCAAACGCCGCUGAGAGAUCCAGCAGAACUAGGAAACAGCUCUCACCUUUGUCCCUAGCCCGCCGGAGAUCAUCAACUAGUUCGACCAAGGCAGUUUCAGUCCCAUGAUGAGGCCUGAAUCCCGACUGGAAGGGAUCCAAUGGUCCGCUUCUUCCAGGCGUGCCUGGAGUUGUUCAGCAACCACUCGCUCAAUCACCUUGCCCAAGAAUGGAAGAUUCGAGACUGGGCGAUAGUUGGCUAUCGUGGCCGCAUCUAAAGAUGUUUUUUUAAGAAGCGGUUUAAUAACCGCCUCUUUCAGCGGGUCUGGGAAGGCUCCCUCACGGAGGGAAGCAUUCACCACCCCACGAAGCCCAUCGCCCAGUCCUUCCCGGCUAGCUUUUAUAAGCCAGGAUGGGCAAGGAUCAAGGAGGCAAGUGGUUGGUUUCACUCGUCCAAGCAGCCUGUCCACAUCCUCGGGGGUAACGGAUUGGAAAUGAUCCCACACAACUUGACUAGACAGGACUCUAGCACUCUCCCACCCCGGCCCUGCUCCCACGGUGGAGUCUACCUCUUCUCGAAUCUGAGCAACUUUAUCUGCAAAAAACUUUGCAAAGUCAUUGCAGGAGAUCAUGUGGCCCCUACUGGGCCCUGAUGGAGCAGGUGGUUCCGCUAAAUUGCGAACCACCUGAAAGAGUCUCCUGCUGCUGUUUUCCGCAGAUGCAAUAGAGGCGGUGAAGAAAGUCUUCUUCGCCGUCGCUAUCGCCACUUGGUAGGCUCGACAUUGAGCUCUAACCCGUGUCCGGUCAGAUUCAGAAUGGGUUAUCCGCCCAUUGUUUCAUUGCCCUCAGAUCCGUGGAAAACCACGGGGCUGUCCGGCCUCCAUGCAAUCGGAGAGGGCACUUUGGAGCCAAACAGUCAAUAGCCCUGGUUAACUCCACAUUCCAGCGGGCCACCAGGGAAUCAGCUGAAAGGCCAUCAACAUGGGAUAAAACAUCCCCUACCACUCUCUGGAAACCACUUGGAUCCAUUAAAUGGCGGGGGCAGACCAUCUGAAUCGGUCCCGCCUCCCUGCAGAGGGGAAGGGUCACGGAGAAGUCCAGUUGCACCAGGAAGUGAUCUGACCAUGGCACUUCUUUGGUUUCGCUUUUACUUAGUGUCAGAUCACCAACAUCCAUAGAGGUGAACACCAGGUCUAAGGCAUGCCCGUGGCUAUGAGUUGGGCCAGACUUAUUCAGGGACAGCCCCAUGGAGGCCAUGCUUUCCACGAAGUCCCGAGCGGCCCCUUGUAAGGUCGUGUCGGCAUGGAUGUUAAAAUCCCCCAGGACAACCAAACUAGGUGUCUCCAGGAGGACAUCCGCCACGACCUGAAGCAGCUCGGGCAGGGAAUCCUUGGUGCAGUGGGGAGGUCGGUACACCAAUAGGAAUCCUGUACUGCCCCUAUUGCCCAACUUCCAGAACAUGCACUCAGAGAACUGGGUCUUUCCAAUAGGACGCCUGGUGCAAACUAAUGACUUCCUAAAAAUCACUGCAACCCCCCCUCCCCGCCCACAAGGCCUGGGUUGCUGUGCGUAAGAGAAACCUGGUGGACAAGCAGCGGCAAGGACGGGCCCAUCUGCUUCAUCCAACCAGGUCUCUGUCACACAUGCCAGGUCAAAUCCUCCAUCCACAAUCAGGUCGUGGAUGGCAGAGGUUUUAUUCAUCAUUGACCUGGCAUUGCACAGCAACACUUUCAGGUCAUGUGGGUUUCCCUUGUUGAUUCCAGUAUCCUUCCGGUCAGGACCAGACCUGGAGGCAGGGAUAGUCCUCAAACAACGACUAAGCCUGCUUCCUCGGUAAUGACAUGGUCUGGUCUUAGCGUAACUCCUCCUCCUACCCGUGAUCACUGAGAUCGGUUGUCCGAGUGCAUCCCCCCCUGUGGAACCUGCCCCAGCCAUUUUGUUUGCUGGGACCCACUCCCAGGCAGCCCUGACCCCUCCCCUUAAAAUCAAAUUAAAGCCUAUACAAAAACAAACUAACAGAACAAUAAAACUAUAAAAACAAAAAACAAAGUUACAAACACAACAUAAUUAAAUUAAACAAAUUCCCACACCCAACUAAACACCCACCCCACCCCACACACCCGAGGCCUCCCUGGAGCCCCAUAAGCUGCGGAGGCGAGUAUGGGGCCCGCCCCCCGGCCCAAGGUGGAAAAAGGGCUUCAGGGGGGAGCGGUCCUCCCCAAGACUCACCAGCAAAGCGGCAGCUUUGGACUUCUCUCUGCCACAGACUCUCCCAGCUCUCUGAGCCCUGUCACCUCUUCAGCUUCUGAAACCUGCACCUCCUAAUCUCCUGCCUCUUCGUUGUCCCACCACCAAAUCCCCAGGCUCUGAGCUUCCCCCCGUAAGUGGUCACCCAGCUGGUUCCUCCCACCAUUCCUGUGUGUCCAACCAGUCCGUGACCUAUGGCAUAGCAUAUCCAAGGGGUGGAUAGAAAUCCUGGAGUGCUGUGCAGUGGUACCUUGGUUCCACAACGGCUUAGUUGUCAAACAAAUCAGCUCCCAAACGCCACAAACCUGGAAGUAAGUGUUCAGGUUUGCGAACGUUUUUUGGAAGCCGAAUGUCUGACAUGGGUUCUGAUUGGCUGCAGGACCUUCCUGCAGCCAAUCAGAAGCUGUGCCUUGGUUUUCGAACAGUUUUGGGAAUCGAACAGACUCGCGGAACGGAUUAAGUUCAAGAACAAAGGUACUACUUUUUUUGGUCCAUCUGUCUCUGUUAUGUACUGAAGUUCUCACCCUGGGCCAGCAGGAGGAUACUGUAGAUAGUUUUCACUCAGGUCCACAUAUGCAAAUAAGGGAUUGAAAGUGACGUUCAGUGAUUGGAUAGUUACAGAAAAUGGUUACUGUUGCGUUCUAGUGGAGCUCUAUAUAAGCAGGCUGGCUGAACCCUUCAGCUCAGUUCUGUUCUGGCCUGUGAAUAAACGAGAGCUGUUUGAAGAAUUGCUGUGUCGUCUGAUAUGUUCACCCACAACUUAACAGUCUCUGACCUGAGCAGGUGCUGUUUCAUCUAAAACAUUUUGGAAGCACUUUUUUUUAAUACUGUAGAACUCUCCAUUGUCUCCCCCUGACAAAGAUACUUGUCAAAAUGCCCUGGGCUAUUUAAGUACAGUAUAUUCAUAAAAUGUGUUUUGGCAUCUGCUGAGGUUCAAGGCCUCUCCUUUCCUUUUUUGGGUGGAAGGGGGAGAAAUUUUUAAUGCUUCCCGGCUUUUGUUUUUGUUUUCAUAUGUUUGGCAUUUCUUUGGAAUGUGUCCCUAUGCAAAAAGAGAUCCUACGAAACUUCAGCUUUUUGUGGGUUCCAAAGGAUGUGGUCAGUCUGCCCAAACUGUGAGCUGCAUCUGGCUUUAACAAUAUACAUACCAGAGCCAUAUGAGAAAAUCUAUUUUGAAAAACAAAUUGAGGACAACAGAUAAUGAUUUAUUGGGGCAUGUUCGCUGUCCUUUUUAGAGUGUUGUAUAAAUCAAUAACAAUAACUAUUAAAGUUUAUUUCAGCUUAAAAAUAGAUGAAUUACCGUAAUUAACUUCAAUAUUUAUAUUAAACCUCUAAGAAUAAUGCACAAUGUUCAUGCUUAUGUAUAAACAGGGGAAGUCAUUUCAUUGCCAAUUAUUUUUGAUUCAAAAAACAAAAAACCCUUGGGGUUUUUUAAACAAACUUCCGUAUUGCUGGGCUACAACUCCCAAAAUACCUGACCAUUUCACAUGCUCGCUGGGCUGCUGAAACUUGUAGUCCAAAGACAUCUGGAGGGUCACAGGUUCCCACUCCUGACAUAUUCCAAAGAAAACAUUUAAAACAGUCCCUCAUGAUCCAGACUCCCAGCUCAGUUGCCUGGAACCAGUGUUGCUAAGGCAUUUUGAGAUGGGGGUGUGUGUUAGGGUCCCUCCACACACUGCCUGAUUCUAUAGAGUAACAUUAGCAGAUACUUGCCAGUAAUUUAUGCUCCAUUUCAAAGUGUUGAGGAGCUGUUGAUUGCCUGCCAAUUUUGAAGCAAAAAAUAAAUAAAAAUGAAAGGAAUUUAAGAAGCACCUGCCAACUUUCUUCUUAUUUUCUUUUGGAAAUUGAUGCCUUUGUAGUAAAUUCACUAUGAAAAGAUUAUAUUCUUCUGUGAUUAUGACAAAAACAGAUGCUUUCAAAAGAAGCACUUAAGUACAAACAAGAGGUAAGAUAGCACAGCUAAUUUUAUUAUUCAUUAUAGUCCUUUGAGUCUGUAAAGUUUCUCCCUCACACACACACACACUUUUGGUUUUGCUCUGUAAAAAAACAUAAUCAUUUGUAGCCAGACUGGACUUUGAAUCUUAACUGGUGUAAAUUUGUUUUGUGUUCAUUUUAUUUCCAUAGGAUCAUGCUGAUUUACAACCAGAAGAUUUAAUAACAUACAUUUCCCCCUCUAGCUUAAACAUUGUUCCAGCUACGCUAUCACAUUGACUCUUUGGGAAUUUGGCAAAUGACAUACAGAGAGAAAGAUUAAAAUACAUUCAUUUUCCAUUCCUUUCGUGACAAUUCAUCCUUAAAACUUACAAUCCUUUCAUAGCUAUAAACCAUGGGAAUCUGGCACUCUUACUAUUUUUGUAGCAAUAUCUUCAUAAGAACAUUUUAAAUCUGUGAUUUAGUGCUCUCCCCCCCCCCCUAGAAAAAUAGGUUCUGGUACUCACCAUGAAGUUGUUACAGUUAAUGCCACACUUUUUAACAACAAAAAGAAGGAGAUAUGAUAUCCACUCAACUAUUUCUUCCUACAGUCUCAGGAUUGUAUCUAGCUAAGUGCUACUCAGACCAGACCCAGUGAAAUUAAUGGUCCUUCAUAAUGUCUGUCUAUUUCAGCGGGUCUUCUCUGAGUAACACUAACUUUAUAUACAAUGCUUUUCAAAUGCAAUUUGUUUUCUUGCCCACCGGUCAAUCAUUAAGUUAUAGCAUUUUUACUACGAUUGCUUUUGCAUUUUUUAAAAUAUUCAUGAACAGUAAUUACAUUUCAUUCAUAACUGUUGGCUUAAAAAAAGUAGCAACAAAUCAUGAAUACAUCAUAUCAAAUGGUCAAAAUAUAGCCAUCAGGGCAGAGUCAUUUGGCCUAUUUAUUAAAAUUUAUAAGGCAUGUCCCAUUAUUUUGAAACAAUCUCUGGCAUGUUCUUUUUUCCUCAUAAAUUUUAAUAUUCCGUAACCUUAUUAAUUAGCAUGGAAUUCCAUAUUUUCCUUUUCCACUGGCUAGAACUUGUUAAAACAUCUGGUCUCCCCACUCUAGACAAUGAAUUUUAUUAGUAUUUUCCACACAACAACAACAUUAAAAAUAUCGAAAAAUAACAAUACACAAAACACAAAAACCAACAUUCAAAAAACAAAAAAUCCAUAUCUUACAAGUUAAUAAUAUAAACACUAAAAAGAAAAACAAACAUUGACUUCCACCAAUCCCACAGCACCUCCUUUAUCUCUCAUUGUGUCUUCCUGUUUUCCUUAUCAUCUCUAUCCUAACAUCUAGAUAUAAAUUCACUUUAGACAAUGGCAUGCAUUGUCAUAGAAUCAUAGAGUCAGAAGGGACCUCAAGGGUCAUCUAGUCCAACCGCCUGCAAUGCAGGAAUCUCAGCUACAGCAUCUAUGGCAGAUGGCCAUCCAACCUCUGCUUAAAGUCCUUGACUAAUACAGAAUGCUCCUUCCUAAUCUUCUCUUUUGUUGCUUCCAAGAAAUGUGGUUCCAUUUUUCAUAAUAAAAUAAAAGAAUCUUUAAUCACAACCAUUAUUCUCAAUACUGCUGCCCAUUCAUUAAUUUAUAUACUGCUUAAUGUCUGCAUGUGCUUGAGAAGAGAAUAACAUUGACCAGGGUGGGCUGAUUCCUGUUGGUGGCUGGUGGCCAUUGUCCAGAGGCACCAUUUUAUAGGAUCUUGUCAAGCGUCAGGGGAUCCAACCCCAACGGUAGAUUGCCAGGAAUGGAUAUGACAAGGAAGUUCUUACCAGUUGCUUUUUAUUCAGUGUUCACAGAGAGAGGCUUAGAAAGGCAGCCUCUUGAAAUAAUGGCAUUGCUCCGAGUAAAUCUCCCCUCCCCUCCUCUCCCACUUCCUCAUUUGUCAUCCCUUCUACGGCUGGCGCUGAGAGCUGUUUGCUUCUGAGCCAUUUGCUCUCCUAUUUUUAAGGCUUUCUGGGUUCUGGGAGAUGGUGGGUCUGAAAUGCUUUCUAGUGAUAACGUGUCAACCAGCUGCUCCGGUUCUACCUCUUCCUCUCCCAUUAUUUCCCAACUUUUCCCCUCAUCUUCCUCUGAGCUGUGAUCUCCCACCAACCCCUGUUCUGAACUGUCGUCUUCUUCUCUGGAAGAGCCAGGCUGGGGAGGUUGUCUCCACCAUUCCUCCUCUGCCCAGACCCUCUCAGAUCUGCACCAUGGUGACCCCCUCUCUUCCGUCACCACAACCAAUAAUAAUGACCAUGAUUCUUGCCCCAUCUGUUAUCUUUGAGGGUGGGCAGGGUGCUUUCACCUCACUAUGGGGACGUCGCAUGAUGCUGCGUCAGCCGAACAUAGGGAUUCAGGAACAAGUUGAAAGCAGAAGCAAUUGCCUAAUGAUACAGCUGCCCUCUGCCUGUUGCAUGCCAUUAUUCCUGGAGCGGGAUGACAACAAUGAAUAGUCUCUGGUCUACCUGGGUGUUUACAGAGAUGCUCGCUUUCAGACAAUACCUCUCAGUGCACCAGCAAAUUGUCAGUGUCAUCUUGGGAUUAACCCUGAAUUCAGUAGGGAUGUUGUUGUUGUUUAGUUGUUUAGUCGUAUACGAUUCUUUGUAACCCCAUGGACCAGAGCACGCCAGGCACUCCUGUCUUCCACUUCCUCCCGCAGUUUGGUCAAACUCAUGCUGGUAGCUUCGAAAACACUGUCCAACCAUCUCGUCCUCUGUCGUCCCCUUCUCCUUGUGCCUUCAAUCUUUCCCAACAUCAGGGUCUUUUCCAGGGAGUCUUCUCAUGAGGUGGCCAAAGUAUUGGAGCCUCAGCUUCAGGAUCUGUCCUUCCAGUGAGCACUCAGGGCUGAUUUCCUUAAGGAUGGAUAGGUUUGAUCUUCUUGCAGUCCAUGGGACUCUCAAGAGUCUCCUCCAGCACCAUAAUUCAAAAGCAUCAAUUCUUCGGCGAUCAGCCUUCUUUAUGGUCCAGCUCUCACUUCCAUACAUCACUGCUGGGAAAGCCAUAGCUUUCACUAUACAGACCUUUGUUGGCAAGGUGAUGUCUCUGCUUUUUAAGAUGCAAAUUAACCAGUUUUUCAGUCCCAUCCCCAACAGUUAAGUUAGCAUUCUGCAAUCACUGACCUUGCUCAGUCUGCAUUGGGCUGAUUCCCCCCCCCCCUCUACCCUGGGUUAUUUUUCUUAAAGAUUUGUUGCGCUUCAAGAAACCCGGGGGGGGGGUCCCCCGAGACUGCUAUCUUCCUCUCUCACACUUUCAGCAAGUUUCGCAAAUUAUCCGUAAAAACGAACAGGACGUUGGUCUCUUUCCAGAAGACGGAUUGUCUCUCCUGUCAUCGAUGUCAUUGACUGGAAGACCUUUGAGUAUUAUCCCUCUGCGGGCCUGCAAAGAGGUGUUUUUGACUGGAAAUUAGAUUUCCACUGGAAGCCACUGCCAGAACUCGAAAAGAAGGUACGACUGUCUCCCAUCAGUCCCAUCAGGUAAUGGUUCACCACCUAUUGCUGUUACCUCUAAGAAUCAGCUAGCAAAUCUCUCACAGCUGCUGGGGAGGUGGUCAUAUAUCUUCUGACUAUUAUUUUGAGGCUUUUAAGACAUUUCUUUGCGCUAUGCUACUUUUCUAUGCAUUAGGAAAUACAGCAGAAUAAAAUAUUAAAAAAUGAAAUGAAAUAAAUCUAACACAUUUAAACAUUCUCUAGGAGUCCAGCAAUACCCGGAAUAGUAGUAGCAGUGGACCGACAUUAUUUCCAAAAUACAGGGGGUUAUGAUUCUGACAUGACCCCGUGGGGAGCUGAAAAUCUUGAGUUAUCUAUAAAGGUAAGCACUUGAGAUAAAUACAUCUCAUCUCUUUUGAUAAUCAUGUUUUGACAUGACAUACCCCUCAACAGUCGUGAGGGAAAUGGGGCAUCCCUCUCUCUUUUUGCGUGAUGGCAUGGCAGCCAUUUUGAGGGCAGUGGUAAUCUUGUGUGGCACCCUAAAAGCUGCAAAAACCUGCAGAAAAAGCACAUCUUUUGGGCCACGAUCUCGCACAAGCGCAUGGCAUAACGCAGAAUAACUGCCGUAGGGCAUUCGUAACACAAAAUGGCUACUUGGAAUGCAUGGCUAUUUAUCGAAAGGAUGAACUGAAGGGAAAGUGCCCAGGGAUCACUGGCUUCCUGUCGCCAUCUUCUUUCAGCUAAGCAUGGGGCUUAAAGGGCAUUGUUGGACACGAAAUAUACUCUCGGCAGCAGUGGUAGGUGUUGCCGGGCCUCGCGGCAGCGACGGCACAGCGGGCUCUUCCUAUGUUGGGCGGAACUCAGCGCCUCUGUUUACAUCCAUGCCAAGACAGGAUCAUGUUAAAUCGAAAACGAAAACAAAGCUUCACUUCUGUUUCAGGCCUGGCUGUGUGGUGGCUCUGUAGAAAUCCUUCCAUGCUCCCGGGUGGGACAUGUCUAUCGAACAGGCAUACCAUACAACUUUCCUGCUGAAGAAGCUGUAGAGAGGAACAAAAUCCAGAUAGCUGAGACCUGGCUGGGUUCAUUUAAAGAUCUCUUUUACCAACAGGACAAAAUGGCACGCUUAAUUAAGAAGGUAAAUUCCUCAGAAGUCGUUGCUCUUCAGGGAGAGCCAAAUUAAAAGAUUAAAUUCUACAAAAAUUGCACCCUUCAAUUUUUGGCAACACCUUUCCAUGCUCCUUUGUUCUUUCCUACUUUCUUUUGCUUCCCUUCAUUUCUUUCCCAUUUACUUCUGUAAAAUAAAUGUUUCCAAAAUAUGGUUCCUUUUACAUGAUUUGUUCCAUUUACCAUGCAUGAUUUGGGCAGACUUUGCACAGAUAUUGAUGUGACAGUCACGUGAUCCAAAAAUUCGUGUUAAGGUCUCAUUUUUAAGACCAAGGCUGGAUCUACACUGAUAUGUAAAAACACUAUUAAAAGCUAUAAAAAAGUUAUAUAGUGCAAUUUCCCAUUGCAGAUGGAUCGCUGCUCUGCAGUGCCCUCUGAUGUCACAUUUUUAUAACACAUUUUUAACGUUAUAACCGACCAGUGUAGAUUCGCACCAGAUAUUUGUGUGUGUUUAAUUGAUAAAAGAAGCUGAGUUUUCAUAAUUAUAUGAACAAUAACAGUAAUGUUAACUUGUGUUCAAUGAAUGGUAGAAAUAAACUACAAUGCAGUGUGAAUUACUAAUGCAGAUAUUCAAAUAUAUAUAAGGGUGUUUAAUAACUUUGUAAACUAUUCUAUGUACUCUCCACAGACUGAGAAGCUGAACUGCACAGAGCGUGUUCUACUGCAAAAGAGACUGGGAUGCAAAAGUUUCCAAUGGUUUAUCUCAGAUGUGUAUCCUGAACUAUACCCACUACAACAUGGACCAAGAUUUUCAGGCAAGGCAAGUGAAAUCUAUACUGCCGUUGAGGCUCAUUAUUAAAUCAAACUUUCUGGCAACUGAACUUUUUAGUGCUAUUAUUUAUGUAAAGUAGGGGUCGCCAAAACUUUGAGGCCAGUGAACCCCUUUAAAUUUUUGAGAAAGUGCCAUGAGUGGCUGCCAUGGAGAUGCAGCGUAACAUAAAUUGGCUACCACAUCUAAAAGAGCAGAAAGACAGACAGGACACAAAAUAGUGCAGGCACACCCCUAAUCAGCUCCACCCCCCAUCAAUGGAAAACAACACUACAUCAGUCAUUGCCAUGCAUGCAUGUUGCUAAUUAGAAUUUUUCAGCAGUUGAAUUUUUCAGUGUAAUCCUAUUUAAAGAUGAGCCCCACUAAGUUCAAUGGUAUUCUGAAUUCAAUGGUACUCAUCCAGAGGAAAAUCUCUAUAUGAUACAAAAGUAUGAAGCCAUUUGCUCCAAGUUGAUGAAGCCCUGUCCAUAGUUGUCAUACCAGAUUGCAGCCUAAGUGAAAUUGUGAGACUGCCAUUCUGUACACGCUUUCCUGGGAGUAAGUUCUACUGAACACAACAGGGCUUACUUCAGAGCAGACAUGUGUAUGAUGUUUGGGAUUGCAUUCUUAAAGAGAGCAGAUGAAACAUCAGACAUUAUGCUAAGAGGUGGAAACAUAAUCAGGUUUUGGAAACAAAAAUACGGCAUUGAGAAGGUUAAUAAUUUCAAUCUCAAGAAUUAAAACGCAAUACUACUUUGUUAAAUUUCCAUGUUUGAAAUGAGAUUCCACUGUGCCUCUCUAAUUUUGAAAAAAGCUAAUUGCACACUAUGUUUAGAGGUGUGCAUCAACCACAAAUUGCCCACAAAACAUUAGCGGGUACAUCAACUACCACUGUGGUCUGGCACUUCUGGCCUGUGAACCAAAAUAGGCCCACUAGGUCUUCUCAUUUGGCCCAUGAAGCCAUGCCACACUCACCUGCCCUACACCUGAUGCCAUAUAUAUAAAGCCUUCCAAGGCACCCUGAUUCAGUUUGGGAUUCAUCUGAAUGUAAUGCACACUCUUAUUUUUUAUGUUAAAACACAAAUGAUUCUGUUCAGUCCUUAUUAUAUGAACUUAUUUAAACUUGCCUUGGUAUGUGAUGACUUUGAUUAAAAAUGUACAUGAAAUCUACAAUCCUAUACAUACUUACCUGGCGGUAAGUCCCAUUGAAGGCUAUAGGGCUUACUUAUGAAUAGACACACACACACACACACACACACAAAUUGGAUUGUAAAACUGAUGCACAAACACAGACAAAAAUGAUAAAUGUAAAAGGGAAAUAAAUUUCUUUUUAACUCAUAGUUUUUGCUUUAUUUCAGUAUCAAUAUUUAUUUACAGCUGUACAAUACUGGGGUUGGACUCUGUGCAGAGUACAGAUCUCAACAGGAUGCUGGUGGCAGCUGUCUUGCACUGUCACCUUGUAGUGACAAUAUCAACCAGGUAAUUUGAGUUUUCAAAGCAUGCACACAAUUAUAUCAAGUUAGAUCCCUGCUUCGGAAAAAGGUUGCAAUGAUACGUCGUGGAUUGCAGUGAUCCUGUAUUAGCUUUUCUAGGAGACUUUGUCAGCUGAAGAGCAGGAUACAGACUGGGAUUACAGCAAAAAGUUGCAGUGUGGAGUGCUGCUGUUUAUGAUACUGACCACUACAUUUCAAUUCUCUCACACCUUCCUCAAUAAGUCAGCCAGCAUUUCUCUGUAACUGAGCACACUCCUUUCACAUUGGGCUGCUUUUAUUUUGGUAUUUCCACACCUUGGGGCCAUUUUGGCCAUUCACAACCCAAUCAGUCACCAGAAACAAAUAACAACAACAUGUGUUACAUAGAAAAGAGUGUUAAGGAAGCAACACUGGAGAGGAUUGUAGGAGAGGAACUCCUUCAAAGUGUGAAAAAAGGUGAUAAAAACAUUAUAGGGAACAGUUUCAGAAACUAGUGCGAGUCCAAUAAAUAAUUGAAGGGAAAUUGGAAGGAAGACUCAGACGAAGGCCCAGAUAUAAUCAUAUAAAGUUCUGUAGAUUAAGGAGGCUGGGAAGCAGGCAGAGACAUACGUGGAGCUGAAAAGAAUGGAGAGUUAUCAAUGGUCAAUAAUGUGAAAUGCAUGAGAGUGAUUCACCUAAAGUUACUACCAUAGGCUGGUUAAGCUUGCGGCUCGAGUCUUUCCUCAGCUCUCGCCAUUAUUCUAUGAGAAGUUAACCUGUACCACCACAUUAAGCUGCAAAAUCAGUCAGUGUAAGACAAGUAGCUUAGAAAUGGAUGACUUGCUGCUAAAUCUCCCUUUGUUUUGUGCUAGUUUGUGGCUGGUUAAAAACAAACCCCCACAAAAUUUUGCUAUCUUAGUGGCCGAGAUUAGCACCUAUGGCUUCUCCAACCCCUUACAUCACCUUUUGUCUAAGCUAGUGUGUUCCUGGCUUCAGGUUUUGGUUGGCCUAGGCCACAUCUCACACCCCAAAGGGGAACAUCUCAUCACUUUCUUAUUGGCUUGGGUGCCAUGCGCAAAAAAAAGGCAUUUCCUUCUUUCAUUUGGUGCUUAUUUUAGCAAGCGCAAACAGGAAAUUAUGUCUUUUAGCUCCCCCCUCCUCCGUUCUCCAGUUGUGUUGUUCUUUUGCUUCCUUAGCACGUUGAAUACAAUGGCAUGAAGGAAAUCUGUUUUGGUUCCAUGCCCCAGCUUUGCUUUGAUGUCGAGCGUGAAAAAGUUGUCCUUCAAAACUGUACAAAAAAGAUGGAAAACAGCUCACAGCACUGGGAUAUGAAAGAGGUAUGUGGCAAGUUUGGCUCAAGGCUAUAUUAGCAAAAAUAGCUUGAUGGGUCAAGGCGCCUGGAGGUUUGCAAAUACUUCUGUUUUUAUGCCACAGUCCUGUCAUCGGCUGCAUGUAAAAUAUGUGUCCCAAACUAGACAAAGGAAUGCUGCGCAGAUCAAAACUGGGAUGGCCUUUUUCAACCUGAUGUUUGAGUAGGUGUGAGAAUAUGCCCUUAUCCCAGAAGUGAUAGGGUGUAUGGCUUGACCACACCAACCAAUCAGCAGUGAAACAGGCCAACGCAUUACAAGCCACUGCAAAUCCAUUAAGAGCAAUUCCUACAUUUCUUUGGGAAUCUGGCAAUCAUGUAGAAAUACAACAAGGUGCUUCCGCUAUUGUUUUAUUGUAUUGACCAUUGUUUUAUGCCACACCGUGCCCCGAGAUCAGUUCAUAUAUGAUGGAAUAGAAAUGUCAUAAUUGAAAACAAAACACAAGAUAGUGAUUUUACGUGACUGAUAAAUAGUGUUGAUGAUAAGCCUAACAUUAUUUGGUCUUUGUUCAUGUGCAGAAUGGAAUGAUUGUCCAUCUUCUUUCUGGUAAGUGCAUUGGGGCCAUGAAGACAGACCUUUGUCUUCAGAAAUGUAACAAGGAGGCCAAUCUGAUGUGGCGAUUUGAUCAUUCAUACCAUGUAGAUGAAAGAUGACUAUGAAGACCUCCCUGAACCCCAUUAUCGUUUCAUCCAUUUGAUUCCAAGGUACAAGAAAAGGGAGCUGAGUAUGUUUUCUUGGAACAAAAAAUGGACAACAUAACAGAUGCCCAAGUCGUGCAUUCCCACCCAAAAUUUACCGAAGUGUUUUGGUAUAGCAGUGAAUGCUGGGUUGAUUCCAGGAAACAGGAGAUACAGAAGAGAUGAAAUGACUUUUGUUUAUGCUGCUUUCAGGUUGCACAGAAUGCUUAACUGGGCAAUAUGGAAAGAUAUCAUAAAGACCAGCUACACAGAUGCAAGAUACUGAGAUAUUUUUCUUUCAAUGAAUCUUAUGGAACAAACUGCCAGAAGGCACGUGUUUAAUUUAGUAUGUUGUAUAAUUUAUGAAAAGUAGGUUAAAACUAUUCUUCUUGAAACUGGAAAAAAUCUUUUCUGAAGAACAUCAGUAUGACUCAAGUGGAGGCCUCACGAGCUAAACAAACAAUCCUGAUCAAUAUAUUGAAAAGUACUGCCAAGGGUUCUUUAAAUGAACAUCUAAAAACAAUACCGUAUAUAAAAACAAUUAAAACAAUUCCAACACAGAUGCAUAACAGGACAAAGGCUUGUUGAAAGAGGAAGAUCUUCAGCAGAUGCUGAAAGACUAAAUAGAGACAGUGCUUAUGUAAUGUUUUACAGGAAGACAUUCCAAAGGGUGGGGGGCCUCACACUCAAAGCCCAGCUUCUAUAAGGAAUGGAACAGACCACCUGAAAAUUUGCCCCAAGCGAAUUUUCUCAUGUUAGUCUUUGUUUGCCACUGAGCCCAAGGAACACCGUGGGAGAAAUCAUGUCCAAAUACUUAGAUGUGGGAAGAUUGUGGUCAUAGCUUUGCCAGGUCAAUGUCAAACACCAAAGCCAAAUGUCUGGAAAAGUUUUUAUGCUGAUGUAAAUCUAAAUUAAUUCAAAUGCGUGAUUUCAGAUGUAAGCAUAUAUUGUGUGUGGCAAAUAUGUCCCCACUUACUCCAUAAUGGGAGUUCAAGGGAGCCUGCAGAAUGCGUGUACUGUUCACAUCAUGGAUUGCAUAUCGUCUUUGGUUAAUUUAUCAAAAGUAAAGCCCUAUUUUUGCAGGUGAUGACGACAAAGCUGUCUCGAGCCAGUGAAAGGGAGGGGCGAAAUCAAAAUGACAAAAUACGCUCUUGCUUUGUUUGGUAUGGAAAUGAACCAAGGACACAGCACGACUACUUUUCCUUUUUAAAGAAAAAAACAGUGAGCAAGGAAAACUCUACUCUCCUGAGUGGAAAUUCUACAUUUGGGUGGUCUUUCAUGAUCUGUGUGGGGCUGGCAAAGAGAACUGCUGAACGAAGUUUGGCUUAACUUGGCAGGCUGACAAAUCCUCCUCUGAGAAGGUUUUUUAAUUUUGGUAGCAUACUGACAGAACUGAACUGGUUCAGAUCACUGAAUAUAUCAACGUAUUUCACCGACUUCUAAAAUGUUUUCUCAAAAAUGUACCAACGUCUGAAGUCUGAGCUAUUGCAGUCUUUAGCUUUGGAACUUCUUAGAUUAAGAACCCUGUAGAGAUUCAGAGAGAAUUUGCUCGUCAGCUUGGGAAGUGAGAGCAAUCAAAGUGAAAAAUCCGCUUUUCCGGGCAGGCUUCUAUGCUUUUGCAGAGCAGGCCAAAAUUUAUCUGGUCAGUCUAACUACGCAUCUAUGGUGGGGAAAGCCUGCUCCCACAAAUGACAGCUCACACAUUAUGGCAUCCACAAGGAAACCAAUGCAAACAAACCUCCAUACGGCAGCAUCUAUGUGCAGAGGUGCUCUGGGGAGUUUCACUUGUAGACAGUGCCACAGGCACUUUUCAUUUAAACAUAAGGUUGUGCUGCCUCCAAGCUGCUGACUGAGGCUUUUCAAGCAACUUCUGUGUGGAAACCAUAAGGAAAAGACGAAGGAGGACAAAACAGCGUUCUUCAAAUACCUCAAGAGCUGGCACAUGAAAGAGUGGAGAGUCUAGUUCUCUGCUGCUGCAGAGGGCAAGACUAGGUCUAAUGCAGGGAUCACCACACUUUGGGUCUCAUGGGUAUAUCUGCAAACCAGAUAAACAAAGGCCAUUCUAUACAAACUUCCAUCAGCUCCAUCCAGCACAGUCAUACUGGGGCUGGAGUUGCUGGAAGUUAACAGUCCAAAACAUCAGGAGGCCAUCAGGAGGAGGAGGUUAUUUCUAAGGUCAAGCAGGCAUCAUACCUUUUAUGUUUCUGAAGGGCAUCAGUGUUGUGACGCCAUCAGGGAUGAAACCUUUUGUUGCUGCCAUGAACCUUUCAUAAGCAAUGCCUGCUUUGUGCAAUGCGUAAAACAGGCUGUGGAGCUAGUUGAUAUAUGUUUAUAUGGUUUAAAUGAUUUGUCGGAAUUAAACCAAAUGAAAUGGGGGAAAAACAAAAACAAAAAGGCCAUUCUAGUCUAGCAUGGGUUUCACAAAACAGAACAACUCCUAUGUAUUUCAAUAUUAAAGUGAAUUUUUAAAUAACCAUAGUGUAUUAGAUGAGAUUCCCAAGCUUGCCUCACUUUUUACUGCCAACAAAGCAAUCAGAAAAUCAAAGUCUGUACUCAGUAGUUCUGCCACUGUGAUAUUCAAGGGUCAAAUGGUGCAAAAGCUACUCUGAUGGACAAGAUCCUUAAUUUUAUAGCUGAAGCAGAAAGUAUAAUGUUUUGUAAAACCUCAUUUUCUACACAAAUCCAUCACUUUAAAGCAGAAAUAUUAAAACAACUGAAGAAUAGCAAGUUAAAGUUCAUUUAAAAUGCAGAAUAAAUAUUUUUUACUUUUCAGACAUAUUGGUACUUUAAAAAUAUAUCAGUCUACAAACUUUCAGUGCCACCUAUUGGCCACCAAAAGCAACUGCUGUUAACAAAUGGAAUUAACAGCAAAGAAACAUAUUUGAUUGCACAAAUGGACAAUGUCAUUCUGUGUGGUUGCAAGUUAAAUAGAUUGCUUAUUCUAAAGAUUCUUGCAACUCCGCUACUGGAUUAUUAGUGGAAAACAGUAAAAAUAAAAUCAGUGUGUGCCUGUCCACAGCUCCAAGAUUAGGAAUUUAAAUAUUAAAUUGUAAGCCUGAAGGAUUUACAGUUGUGUGGACAGGACAUCUAAUCAUUUAAAACCUGAUAUUUAGGUGCACUUACAGGAAUUCAGGAAAAACAUAUUGAAGUCAUCAGGGUAGAUAUUUUCCAACUCAGAAUCAAUGUAAUAAAUACAUGGAAAGUGUCACCAAAAUCUCACAUCCUGAAACUGCAAGCCCAACUGAAAAGUCCACUCACAAACCAAGUAAGUAAGGCAGUGAUGAUGAUUACAGAUACAAAUAUAAGAAGGUAGCAGUAACUGGAUCUCUCUCUAGGGAGACUAGCUGAUGUGGCAUAUAUAAGAACUAAUAGUUUACUUAAGUUUAAACAGAAUUAAGUCAAGCCAACUGAAAACAGGUACAGGGAGUCUGUGGCCCUCCCGAUGUUGAUGGAUUACAAUUCCCAUCAGCCUUAGCAAGUGUGACCAGUGGCCAAAAGUGAUGAGAGUUGUAGUUCAGCAACACAUAAAGAGCCACAGGUUUCCCAUACCUGCUGUACAGAGAGAUUGGGCUCCAUAUUUGGAAAUACCAGGUCUGGUGUUACAGCAACCCACUAAGAAAAACAAAAACGUCAUUGUAAGCUAUUCAGUUUGGCAAGACAAGAGAGUUUAGCAUGAUGCAGCUUUGCAGAAAACAAAAGAUCAUCAAGACAACU
Molecule: messenger RNA, 26701 nt
Organism: Podarcis lilfordi (Lilford's wall lizard)
Lineage: Eukaryota; Metazoa; Chordata; Lepidosauria; Squamata; Lacertidae
Source: the annotation of a GenBank genome assembly